Messenger RNA from Botrytis sinoallii, 582 nucleotides. RefSeq lists its product as uncharacterized. Bases 1 to 582 code for a protein of 193 amino acids. The transcript has a single exon. Lineage: Eukaryota; Fungi; Ascomycota; Leotiomycetes; Helotiales; Sclerotiniaceae. The record is from RefSeq and is a predicted model, not a curated record.
AUGGUUAGAUAUUCCGGACGGCACAGUGAAGGUAAGAGCACAGAAGACGUCCAGAAGAAUAGACAAAAGAGCAAUCCUACACCUUCAAAAUCUUCUCGUAAUAUCAGAGACAACAAGGGCUGUGGUAAUAACCAUACAGGACAAUACUGGAAUGGAAGAGAAUGGGUCCUUGAUCCCAAUCUGGUCAAGACAAUCGAGAAUCUUUAUGACAAGCUAGAAGCUGCAACCAAAAGUAAACGGGAAUUGGAGGAAGAUAUGAGUUGCAUCGAAUCUCCACCAAGCGACGAUCUUAAAGUAGCAGCAGAAGCCGGACUUGAGGCUGCAUUCCAUUCGGCUAAGGCGGAGCUUUGUUUAUAUAAAAAGGCGAAAACAGGCUCGCGAUCUGGUUCAUCCACAGAUGUAAUCGAAGAACGUAAAUUACUGGAAGCGACAAAGAAAGAAACCAUUGAAAAUAUGCAGGCAUAUGACCCAGAUACUCAUUUGGCACAUAAAAAGAUUCACAAUAUCUUGGAGAAGAGAAAACCCAGAAACAUAAAGUAUGUAGCUAUCGAGAAGCUCGUGCUCCGAUUGAUGAGAAGAUAA